UUUUUCCCACUUUCUGCUCAAAUUUCAAUCAAAAUUUGGAGGGAAAUGUCUGCCCCAAUCAGCGGCAACAAACACAGCUGGGCAGCGGGCAAGAAGCUGGUGCUGUGCAGCGGCAUCUCCGCCAUGGAUUACAUUUCCCUGGUGCGGCAGUUUCCAGAGCGGAAGGCGCACUGCGCCCUUGGCUACUGGCAACGCUCCGGCGCUGCCUCCAACAACUGCACCGUGCUGCGGCAAUUGGGCGUCCCCUGUGAGUUCUUUGGCAUGUUGAGCAGCCUCCCCAUGUAUCGCCUGCUCGCGGAUGACAUGCGCUCGCGUGGCAUCCACAUUGAGCAUUGUCCCAGCUGCGCGCAGGCGCCGCCCUUCUCCUCUGUGAUCCUGGCCAAGUCCACGCGGACCCGGACUAUCGUCAGCUGCAGCAGCGAGUGCCCCCACGUCUCCAUUGAGCAUUUUCGGCAGUUGGAUCUCAAGCUCUACGGCUGGCUGCACAUGGACGGCAUUUGCUUUGAGACCACGCGGGCCAUGAUGCAGCAAGUGGCGGCAUUUAAUGAGGGACACGACACAGACAAGAUCAUUCUCUCGCUGGAGCUAGGCCAGCAACUGGAGCUGAUGUGGCCGCUGGUUGACUUUUGCGAUUAUGUCUUCUGCUCCAGGAAACUCGCACUCGAGCAGCACUGGCCCACGCCGGAGUUUGCCUGCGCCCAAAUGGACGAGCAGCUGCGCAGGCGCCGUGGCCUCAACCUCAAGCGUCCCAUUGUCAUCUUUCGAUGGGGCGCACAGGGCGCUGGCAUCCUGGAGCAGACGGGCAAGUACAGUCUCGCAGCUGCGUACAAGCCACGCAAAAUGGUGGAUGCCCUGGGCGCUGGCGACACCUUUACGGCGGCCUUUAUUUAUGCCAUUUAUGUGAGGGAACGACCUCUGGCUGUGGCUGUGGACUUUGCCAGUCGCUUGGCCAGCCACAAGUGCACGAAGCGGGGACUCGAUCAUGUUGCGGAUAUACUGAGGGCGCCGCGGCUAUGAGAAGCUGAGCGCUGAUCGACCCUGCUGGAAGUCCGUUUUGUGCUCCUCCUGCCACUGGUUUUUCCUGCUCUGAAAUUUGCUUUUCUUUAGCCAUAAAACUCUGCGCUAAAUUUA
This is a messenger RNA of Drosophila subobscura, 1131 nucleotides long. Its product is annotated as ketohexokinase. The transcript has a single exon. The coding region runs from base 46 to 1017 and encodes 323 amino acids. Gene Ontology annotation, biological process: fructose metabolic process. Gene Ontology annotation, molecular function: ketohexokinase activity. NCBI's taxonomy places the organism in Eukaryota, Metazoa, Arthropoda, Insecta, Diptera, Drosophilidae. The record is from RefSeq and is a predicted model, not a curated record.